This is a messenger RNA of Hyphopichia burtonii NRRL Y-1933, 1220 nucleotides long. RefSeq names its product alkene reductase. The record is from RefSeq and is a predicted model, not a curated record. Gene Ontology annotation, molecular function: FMN binding; NADPH dehydrogenase activity. NCBI's taxonomy places the organism in Eukaryota, Fungi, Ascomycota, Pichiomycetes, Serinales, Debaryomycetaceae. The coding region runs from base 6 to 1220 and encodes 404 amino acids. The transcript has a single exon.
AGAUAAUGAUUCAAGCAGCUUCUUUAAAAAACACUAAAGUUUUCACUCCAACUCGAGUGGGUGAUAAUGAAAUCUCGAACAAGAUAGUUUUCGCUCCAAGUACUAGGGUUAGAUCAGCAAAAGAUGGAGAGCCCAGUGAUUUGCAAUUGAAACAUUACGACGAUAGAUCAAAGUUCCCAGGUUCUUUGUUGAUUGUUGAAGCUACGAAUAUUACACCUAAAACAGGUGGGAAUUCGGGAGCUCCUGGCAUUUAUAAAAAACCCCAUGUAGAGGGAUGGAAAAGGAUCAAUGAUGUUAUUCACCAAAAUAAAUCUUUCAGUUCUAUACAAGUGAUAUUUUAUGGAAGAGCUUCUGAUCCGUAUUUUGCUAAAAGACAUCAGUUGCCAAUGGUUGCACCUUCAGUUGUAUAUCAAAACAAAGAGCACGAAGAAACUUUGAACCAAUUGGGAGUCGAAUUGAGAAGUUUAUCAACAGAUGAAAUUGAAUCUUUGGUUAAAAACGAAACUGUUCAAGCUGCUAAGAAUGCAAUUGCCUCAGGGUUUGAUUAUAUUGAAAUUCACGCUGCUCAUGGUUAUAUGAUUGAAACUUUUUUACAUCCUUCUACUAAUAAAAGAACUGAUAAAUAUGGUGGUUCAAUUGAAAACAGAGCUAGGUUCUUAUUGGAGGUUGUAGAUCUUUUAAUCGAACUCGUUGGUGCUUCUAAAGUGGCCAUUAGAUUAUCUCCUUGGUCUACUUAUAACUCAAUGCUUACCGUUAAAGAAGAAGUUCAUCCUUAUACGACUUUUAGUUACGUGGUUAAUGAAUUACAAAAACGAGCUAAUAACGGUAAGGAACUUGCUUAUAUCUCCAUUGUGGAACCAAGGGUCUCUGGAGCUGUUGAUGUUGAAAUUGAUCGACAGACUGGUGAUAAUGAAUUCAUCAAGAAAAUCUGGAAAGGUAUUUUGAUCCGUGCUGGUAACUAUACUUACGAUGCUCCAGAAUUUAAACAAUUAUUGAAAGACGUCGACGAUGAUCGUACUUUGGUUGGUUUCUCCAGAUACAUCAUUUCAAACCCAGAUCUUGCUCAAAGAUUGUACCAAGGUAGCCAUUUGGUUCCUUAUGAUAGAAGUACUUUCUACACUAAAUCGGCAAAAGGUUACAACACUUAUCCUUCUUUAAAUGAAAAGCCAAAUUUAGAUAUUAGUGAAGCUGAUAAAUUAUUCCCUCAAGCUCUUGCUUGA